This is a messenger RNA of Helianthus annuus (common sunflower), 1524 nucleotides long. RefSeq names its product pinin. Gene Ontology annotation, cellular component: catalytic step 2 spliceosome. NCBI's taxonomy places the organism in Eukaryota, Viridiplantae, Streptophyta, Magnoliopsida, Asterales, Asteraceae. Bases 117 to 1376 code for a protein of 419 amino acids. The transcript has 10 exons. The record is from RefSeq and is a predicted model, not a curated record.
UCAACCUAAAAAAACAGAAGUAGAAGUCUAGAACUAGAAAUCGUAAAAAGAGGGUUUUGCGACUCCGCAAACACACAAGGGUUUCAAGAGGAAGAAGAUCAUCAUCACAGUCACCAAUGGGAACCACCCAAAUCGAGAAGACUGAGCAGGAGCUUCGUAAGGAGAUCGAAGAGCUUCACCGUCAACAAUGGGAGAUUACAGAACGGCUUCGAGACCCUCGAGGGAUCCGUCGGGGAGGUGGGACCGGGUCCGGUCCUCGUAAUUUCACCGCCACUGGUCCACCCCGUCAACGUGGUUUUGUUAGACCUGCGGAUAGGAACGAAGAAGACCAACCCGCCCCCAAACGGCGGCUUUCGUCGACUGUUGUGAAGAUUGAAGAGGGGGAAAUUGUUGAGGAUGAUGCGGGCGCUUCGAAGGUUGAUGGUGGCAACAAAGAUUCGGCUGCAGAUACGACUGGAUGGGGUGGCAAUGCUGAUAACCAGAACAAUAGAAAGACUUCAAAUUGGUCUAGGAGGGAUGGUGUUCAUAGAUCUUCCAAGAUGGAAUCUGAAGUUCCUCCAUCUGAGAAUGUUCCUAGAGUAAUACCAAAAGAUGAGGAUCCCAGCUUGGUUAAUAGGAAUAAAAGAAUGUUGGGACAGCUUCUUGGAACUCUUGAGAAAUUUAGGAAAGAAGAUGUGAAACUCUCUGGCUCAGAGGCAUAUAUGAGGAGAUCUGAUUCUCUGAAAAAAGCUGAGCAAAGAGCACGUGAAGAAAGUGAAAGAUUGAGGCUACAGGAGCGUGAGCAAAUUGCAGAAAAGAGAAGAAGAGACUUGACGCUUAGAGCACGUGUUGCUGCUAAGGCGGAGGAGAAGAAACUGGAACUCCUGUUUCUUCGGUGGAGCGAGCAUCACAAAAAACUUGGCAAUUUUUUAAGGACAAAAGCAGAGCCCCCUAUUUAUUACUCGUUUGCCAAACCGCUUGAAGAAGAUUCUACCGAACUUGAGCAAAGGAAAGAGCUGACAUUUCAAGAAUGGAAGACUGCAAGGAGAGAGGAAUUAUCGCAAUACCAACAACAGAUUGGCGAACAAUAUGUUGCCAAUGUUGAAAAAGAGCUUGAAAGGUGGCAAAACGGUAGACAAAAAAGAAACGCAAACAAUGAUACUUUGAACUUACAAGAAACAAUGGACAAAGAACUUGAGACCCAUAGGCUUGAACACGGGCCCAAGACACGUAAGAUUCCCGGUGGCGGUGAUAACGAGGACGAUGAUGACGUGGAAGACAUCAAUGCUGGUGAGGAUGACAUGAUGGAUGAUGUGCUGGAUGUUGAUGACGGUGGCAGAAGAGCCGAAGAAAGUGUGAAGCUUGAGGUGCCACCUCCGGCUAACGAAGAAGAUUAGAUUAGUUAGUGAUUUAAGUGUGGUUUUGUUUACCAAAUUUAGUUGGCUUUUCAUGUUACAAUUGUGUGCAUGUUUUUAAAUUAUUUUCUGCAAUUUUGUUGUAACAGGAUGUUAUAGUGGAUGCAUUAAACUUGAAGAAUUAUGGUAA